AAAGACGGGGCCUCUGGCCCGCCUGCCCGUCCCCUUCCCCAGCUGCUGGCCGCACCCCGCCCUGUACCGACUGGCCUCCAGGAGGCUGAGGCCCGCGGGCUGAGACUCCGCCCUUCCUGCCAACAGGACCGGUUUGUGGGGGCCCCUCCGCGGAGUCACCCUUUCCAUGGAGGAUGCUGGCAAGGACGCCACCAGAUUCACUGCCCAUUCUCUGCCCAGUGACCCCCGGCUCUUGGCCACCGUGACCAAUGCAUACUUGGGCACACGCGUGUAUCAUGAGACACUGCAUGUGAGCGGUGUGUACAAUGGGGCUUUGGGGGAUACCCACCGGGCCAUUCUGCCCAGUCCCCUCAAUGUCCAGCUGGAGGCCCCUGCAGGGACAGGAGAGCAGUUAACCAAGACCUAUGUUCUGGACACUAACACAGGCUCCUUCCUGCACACCCUGGAGGGCCCCAGCUUCCGUGCCUCCCAGCGCAUCUAUGCCCACCGCACACUGCCUCAUGUCCUGGCCUUCAGUGUGUCCAUCACCCGCCUGGCCAAGGGGAGCUGGCCCAUCACAGUGCGGCUGCAGUCAGCCUUCUCCCCAGAAAGUCCGGACCUGGACCUGCAUCUGGGUCCUGACUUCCAGGGAGCCCGGUACCUGUAUGGGCGCACACUCACCCCUGAGCAGCCUGGGGGCGCACAGCAGGAGGUGCAUGUGCUGUGGACCCCAGUGCCCCCUGCCUUGACCCUUGGAGAAGGGCAGGAGGAUGCGACAUGGGAGUUCCUGACGGUGGUGGGUGGCAGCCAGGCUGAGGCCCAGGUCUGCCUCGCAGAGGCCCUGCAGCUGCAGGCCAGGAACGCUCUCUACACGGCCCACGCCCAGGCCUGGGCCCAGCUCUGGGCGGACUGUGGCCUGGAUGUGGAAGGGCCGCUGGCCCUGCGCCAGGCCCUGCGUGGUGCCCUCUACUACUUGCUCAGCGCCCUGCCCCAGCCCGGGGCCCCAGGAUACGUCUGCCAUGGCCUCAGCCCCGGGGGCCUCUCCAAUGGAAGCCGUGGGGAAUGCUACUGGGGCCAUGUCUUCUGGGACCAGGACCUCUGGGUGCUCCCCGGUCUCCUGCUGCUCCACCCGGAGGCCGCCAAGGCUCUCCUGCAGUACCGCAUCCGGACGCUCAGCGGGGCCCUGGACAACGCCCGGAGCCUGGGCUACCAGGGAGCCAAGUUUGCCUGGGAGAGCGCGGGCUCUGGCCUGGAGGUCUGCCCUGAAGCCAUCUACGGGACCCAGGAGAUCCACGUCAACGGGGCCGUGGUGCUGGCCUUCCAGCAGUACUACCACACCACCCAGGACUUGGAGCUCUUCCGAGAGGCUGGUGGCUGGGACGUGGUCAGGGCCGUGGCUGAGUUUUGGUGCAGCCGUGUAGAGUGGAGCCCUGAGGAGGAGAAGUACCACCUGAAGGGAGUCAUGCCACCCGAUGAGUACCACCCAGGGGUCAACAACUCUGUGUACACCAACGUCUUGGUCCAGAACAGCCUGCGCUUUGCUGCUGCCCUGGCCCAGGACCUGGGGCAUCCUGUCCCCAACCAGUGGUUGGUGGUGGCUGAUAAGAUCAAGGUGCCCUUUGACUCGAAACUGAACUUUCACCCUGAGUUUGAUGGGUACAAACCUGGAGAGGAAGUGAAGCAGGCAGAUGUUGUGCUCCUGGGGUACCCUGUCCCCUUCCCCCUGAGUCCCCAUGUUCGCAGGCAAAACCUGGAGAUUUAUGAAGCUGUGACAUCCCCCCACGGUCCCGCCAUGACCUGGAGCAUGUUUGCGGUGGGCUGGAUGGAGCUGAAGGACCCAGGGCGGGCAUGGGCCCUCCUGGAGAAGAGCUUCGCCAACGUCACAGAGCCCUUCAAGGUGUGGACGGAGAAUGCAGACGGAUCAGGUGCUGUGAACUUCCUGACAGGCAUGGGGGGCUUCCUGCAGGCAGUGCUGUUUGGGGUCACAGGGUUCAGAGCCUUCCCUUCCCCAAGGAUCACCUCGGCUGGUCUGACCUUCGACCCCACGUGUCCGGUGGGGGUCUCUGGAGUGUGUGUCUCUGGCAUCUCCUACCAGGGGAGCAGGCUUAACUUCUCCCUCUCUGCGGGCUUCGUGACAGUCGAGGUCAAGGCCCGGGCGGGACGCUGGGCCCCCUCUCUGGAAGCCGAGUUGUGGCCGUCGCGGACUCGGCUGCCCCUGCCUCCAGUGUAGGACCAGCGCCCAAGAAGGGGCAGAACUCCGCCUCCACCCCAGGACCCUCCAGCACAGCCUCUGUCUCGGGCUGGCUCAGAGCAACACACACUCGGCACGGGCCUGGGGCACCGCCGGCCUGCAGCUGGGACUCAUCCCUGAUGGCACGUGGUGGAGACAGCUCGGCCAACUGUCGGCUGUCACAGGAGGGCGGCCACUCCAGCGGCUCCACAGAGACCUCCACCCCCAGCCCAGGACGGGUGGGAGGGGACCGUGGGUGGGGUGCUCAAAGCCCUGAGCCACCCUGUGGUUAAGGCCCCUGCAAUUAGCCCGCCCUGUCAUUGGCCUGGCCACAGCACAGCCCCCAGGGCCUCGCCCCAGCCGCAGAGUGUGCAUGUGUGUUUAGCAGCCCCCUUCUCUGGGUCUGGUAGGGGGCUGCAUGGGGAGGUAAAAUGAUACAAGAACAUGCACAUGUGCCAAAGACACUUAGAAAUGUCCUCACCCCAAGUGUCUUCCUCUCUGUACAAUCGUGUGUGUGUGGGGGGGUGCUCCUGUGCAUGUGUGUGAUGGGCAUGUGCAGAGAUGGUGGUGUGACCGUGCCUGUCUGCUUGUGUGUCCAGCCCCCUUGAUCCAGGAGGGAGGGAACCCACUGCUGGGACGACGAUCAAUCAGAAUUAAAGGACUGUGAGGUCAGGAGGACAGAGUGACACAAAGAAGGAGGUCAGCAAAGGCCCAGCCACAGACAGGAAUGUGCAGGACAAGGACGGAUCUCACUGGCCAGUGAGAUCUCAUUUAACACGCGUGCGCACGCGCUGACUCGGGGAUGGGCACACACGUGGACUCGGGACUCACCACACAUGUUCUGGAAGAGAGGCCACUAAACCACAGCAUGGCAGAGAUCAAAAGCCCAAGUUCCCCAACUUCAUUCUAAAAUACUCAGGCGCCUCCGCCCAGAAGCCGCAGGCUGCCUGGUGCCUGAGCAAAG
This is a messenger RNA of Cervus elaphus (red deer), 3173 nucleotides long. RefSeq names its product protein-glucosylgalactosylhydroxylysine glucosidase (gene PGGHG). Gene Ontology annotation, biological process: carbohydrate metabolic process. The transcript is spliced from 14 exons. The coding region runs from base 167 to 2209 and encodes 680 amino acids. Gene Ontology annotation, molecular function: catalytic activity. The record is from RefSeq and is a predicted model, not a curated record. NCBI's taxonomy places the organism in Eukaryota, Metazoa, Chordata, Mammalia, Artiodactyla, Cervidae.